AUGACCAGGGACAGCGCCAGUGUCUCCCUUCCUCUUUCUCAUCCGCAGGCCGUCAGUGCCCAGAUGCCCGAGUCCCGGAGGCCGCAGUACCUGGAGCUGCGCCCCGCCGCCCGAGGGGGCGCCACCGGUCAGCAGCUCCCCGCGCCGAGCUCGCCCGACGGCCUGGCCGCGGCCCGCGCCUGGAGCUGGGCCUGGCCUGCUAACCACACGGGGGCGCUGUCCCGGGCCGCAGGGGCGGGGGCGCUGCCGGCCGCGCGCAGUAAGCGGAAGCCGUCCAUCAAAGCGGCCCGCACCAAGAAGAUCUUCGGCUGGGGGGACUUCUACUUCCGGGUGCACACCCUCAAGUUCUCGCUGCUGGUGACCGGCAAGAUAGUGGACCAUGUGAACGGUACCUUCAGCGUGUACUUCCGCCACAACUCGUCCAGUCUGGGCAACCUCAGCGUCAGCAUCGUGCCUCCCUCCAAGCGUGUCGAGUUCGGAGGCGUCUGGCUGCCGGGGCCCGCCCCCCACCCUUUACAGUCUACACUGGCCCUAGAGGGGGUGCUCCCGGGGCUGGGGCCCCCGCUGGGGAUGGCUGCGGCACCGGGGUUAGGGGGCACCCUCGGGGGCGCGCUGGCGGGCCCACUUGGGGGCGCGUUGGGAGUCCCGGGGCCCAAAGAGUCCCGCACUUUCAAUUGCCACGUGGAGUAUGAGAAGACAAACCGUGCGCGCAAGCACCGCCCGUGCCUGUACGACCCGUCGCAGGUGUGCUUUACGGAGCACACGCAGAGCCAGGCCGCCUGGCUCUGUGCCAAGCCCUUCAAAGUCAUCUGCAUCUUCGUCUCCUUCCUCAGCUUCGACUACAAACUGGUGCAGAAAGUGUGCCCAGAUUAUAACUUCCAGAGCGAGCACCCCUACUUUGGGUAGCCCUCUCCACCCCUCUCCCCCAUUGUGUCCCUGAGCUUCCUGCCAAAUCCCAGCCUUGCCUGGUGGGCCCACCCUCACCCCUCCCCACCCCCUCCCCAGCUUGAGCCCCACCCUCGCCCUCUCCAGUGGCUGUGUGGACCCCAUUCUUUUGAGGGGCUGAGGAGAACAGCCCUCCUGCCUCCUGGGAAACAUCAGGAAACAUUCUUUUCAAGAGUGCUCACAAAGCUGAGGCCAGCUGCCUCAGGUAUACCCCAAAGUAGAGGGGCAUGAACGCAGCAACUCCAGGGUAGGCAGGGCCUGGAGGUGGUCCUAGGUCCCCUUCUUUGAUGCGUGGUACCCUUUGCGCCUCUGGAGCUGGGCUGGGCGAUUCUUUUGCCCUCGGCUCUAAUAACGCUUGGCCUGGCAUCCCCGUUCCCCUUUCUUACCCUCCAGUGCUUGUCAGCCCGCUUCACCCAGCCACACACCCCUCCGUAAAGACAGGCCAUUUAUAAACCCCGGCCUACACCCACCCCUUCUGCCUGCCCGGCUGUAUGGGCAUGGCCAGUUGUAUGCCUGUCCUCCAUGCCACCCAUACCCUGUCGGUGCGGAGGCCUUGCCCUCUGCCCUCUCUCUGUCCUCGUCCUGCAGCAGCGCAGUUCCGACUGCCCAUCUCCAGCUGCCCCCUCUUGGAGAUACUUUUUCUACGCCAGAACAGUCGGGAAAGGGAAUAAAAGAAAGUAACAUCCA
Molecule: messenger RNA, 1632 nt
Organism: Echinops telfairi (small Madagascar hedgehog)
Lineage: Eukaryota; Metazoa; Chordata; Mammalia; Afrosoricida; Tenrecidae
Gene: NXPH4
Product: neurexophilin 4
Exons: 1
Coding region: 1-906 (301 amino acids)
Molecular function (GO): signaling receptor binding
Source: RefSeq, a predicted model, not a curated record